Messenger RNA from Frankliniella occidentalis (western flower thrips), 2250 nucleotides. Its product is annotated as histone-lysine N-methyltransferase PRDM9-like. NCBI's taxonomy places the organism in Eukaryota, Metazoa, Arthropoda, Insecta, Thysanoptera, Thripidae. The record is from RefSeq and is a predicted model, not a curated record. Gene Ontology annotation, biological process: regulation of DNA-templated transcription. The transcript is spliced from 8 exons. Gene Ontology annotation, molecular function: histone methyltransferase activity; protein binding. Gene Ontology annotation, cellular component: nucleus. The annotation marks the transcript as partial.
UCACCGUCACUACUUUUACAUUUUAAAGAAAGUAACUUAAGCACGACUCUCACAAGGAGGCUGAACGCACAACAGAAUACAUUUCGUCAUAUUCAUAAUCGUAAUCAUCGUAGAUUUAACCAAAUCACAAUAAAACACACGGUUAACGACUGUCCACGAAUAGGGCGGCAACACAGCAACACUAACUUGUUGCGCUCGCAGUGGUGCCAACGAACAAAAAAAAUACUGACAACAAAGUAAGAAAGACGCAUAGGUCCAUUUAAAUAAUAUCACUUUAAAAAAUCCAAUUUUCCUCUGUAAUUUUUAAUUGGUAACAGUUUUGGUUUUAAAAUUUUGGCCCCACAUGUAAAAUUACUAUAUAGACCACUUCAACUCAGUCGGUUUUCUGAACGCACCCAGUGACGGUUGGCGGUUUCCGUUCCCGCGGUUCGGACAGUUGGUUUCGGGUCACCUGAUCGAGCUCUAUCAUCAAAAUGUCGAGUUCAGAAUCCGACGCAAGUGAAUUUGAGGAUAUUAAACCUUUUUUCCCUUUGGAAGAAUGGAAGGACCUGUGUACCUAUGAGAAAAAGAGUUACCGCAAUGCUAAGGCAAAUUAUCACAACAUGCAGCUCUGCGGCCUAGCCCCAAAACCACCAGGGUUCAUGACUAGGAUACUCGCGCAGAAGCGCAAAGAGAAAAGUCAACAACGCCCACAGGCCAAGAAAGGGGCGAAGAAACCCAAAGGUGAGGAAGAGCCUAGUGACGAUGAGAAGGACCUGGACUGGUCUCCAACGAAAGAAAAUGCAAAGGGCCGACCCCAACCCCUGCAGCCGGACCGCCCUAAGGUUGCCCCGGUUCCGCCCCUACCGACGUCCGCCGCCGGCAAGGAGAACGUCGACCCGGUCGCCAGCACCAGCAGCAGCACCUCCUCGGUCAGGGCGAAGAACAAGCGCUGCGCCCCCCGCGCGCCCGCGUCCGCUGGAGUGCCUCUCGCAAACCGUGGUCCAUCCUCCUCGGCCGCUGCACCCGAGGCGCCGCGGCCGACGACGCGCUACCCCAAGCGGGCGGGCAGCCGCAGGUCCUACGUGGAGCCCGAGCUGCAGGACGAUGACGACUUCCUCUUCUGCGAUGACUGCCAGAAGGAGUGGGACGGCGACUGCCCCGUCCACGGAGCCCUGGAGAUCAUUGCGGACACUGAGGUCGCCGUCGGACACCCCGAGCGGGCCUUGCUCACGGUGCCGCCCCAGCUCGUCAUCGAGGCCAGCAAGAUCCCGGGGGCGGGGCGCGGCGUGUGGACCCGGCAGGCGGUGCCCAGGAGGGUGCGCUUCGGGCCGUACGAGGGCGACAACGUGCCGGCCAACAAGGAGACGGGCUACGGCUGGGAGAUUCACCGUGGCGGGAAGGCCACCCACUGCGUCGACGCCCUGGACAUGGCCAAGUCCAACUGGAUGAGGUUCGUCAACUGUGCGCGUCACUCCGGGGAAGAGAACCUGUACCCGUACCAGUACAAGGGACACCUCUACUACCGGGUGGUGCGCGACAUCCCGCCGAACACGGAGCUGCUGGUCUGGUACGGGGACUCGUACGGCAAGGAGCUCGGCCUCGACCCCAAGCUCUACAAGGACCCUACGCAGGACACGCGAGCACUCACCGGCAUCUUCCCGUGCGGCGCGUGCGGCCUCUGCUUCGUCAGCCCCCUGCUGGUGGCCCAGCACCACCGCGUCGGCGUGUGUAGUGCGGAACUGAGGCGGCGGCAGGCCUGUGGCGCUGGCGCCGUGCUCGGCGGCGGCCGGGCGGAGGGCGAAGAGCAACUCGGAGGGGACCAGGGCGCUCCAACCGGGGCCGGCAGCGCGGACAAGCCUCACCGCUGUGCCACCUGCGGGGCCGGCUUCAGGACCCAGUGGAACCUCCGCAGACAUACGAGGACACACACUGGUGAGAAACCCUUCAGUUGUGAAAUCUGUAGCGCUAGCUUCAAGGAAAGGUCCAAGUUACGCACACACAUGAGGACACACACUGGUGAAAAACCCUACAGUUGUGAAAUCUGUAGCGCUAACUUCUCUGGAGCUAGCAGGUUACGCACACACAUGAGGACGCACACUGGUGAAAAACCCUUCAGCUGUCAAAACUGUAGCGCUACCUUCUCUAGGGGUGACCACUUACGCGCACACAUAAGGUCACACACUGGUGAAAAACCCUACAAAUGCCAAAUGUGUAGUGCUAGCUUCUCUAUGAAUUGCAACUUAAGUACUCAUAUGAGGACACACACUG